Molecule: messenger RNA, 1595 nt
Organism: Ipomoea nil (Japanese morning glory)
Lineage: Eukaryota; Viridiplantae; Streptophyta; Magnoliopsida; Solanales; Convolvulaceae
Exons: 10
Coding region: 192-1304 (370 amino acids)
Cellular component (GO): cytoplasm
Source: RefSeq, a predicted model, not a curated record
UAGUGAGUAGGUUGUCGUCACCUCCACCUUAAAAUGGAAAACCAGUUUCCAUGUUCACCCGAUAAAUUAUGUCGACACAGAAAUACCAAAAACUUCCACUUUCUCCAUAAAGAAAGCAUCGCCACAGGGAGUCCAUUACACCUCCACUUUGUGUUGUGGCUCUGUCUGCUCUUCUAGACACUAGAGUGGAAAUGGCUCUAUAUUUCAGUAGCGCGUGUUUCUCCGGAUUAAGCCUGAGGAAAUCCCAGGUGGCUCCGGUGAGAGCCAUGGCUUCGGAAAGCAGCGUUGCUGUGAGAAUUGGGGAAGAAGAGAAGGCGAAGCUUGGUGGGUCUGAGUUGAAGGUCACGAAGCUUGGGAUUGGGGCUUGGUCUUGGGGUGACACCAGUUACUGGAACAACUUUGAAUGGGAUGAUAGAAAAAUGAAGGCUGCAAAAGGUGCUUUUGAGGCUAGCAUUGAUUGUGGAAUAACAUUCAUUGAUACUGCUGAGGUUUAUGGAUCGAGGUUCUCAUUUGGGGCAAUAAAUUCUGAAACUCUACUAGGGAGAUUCAUUAAGGAAAGAAAAGAGAGGACUCCAGAUGUGGAGGUUGCUGUUGCAACCAAGUUUGCAGCACUGCCAUGGAGGCUUGGCCGGGAAAGCGUCCUUGCAGCCCUCAAGGAUUCCCUGUCCCGCCUUGAACUUUCUUCGGUAGAACUUUAUCAGCUCCACUGGCCAGGGAUAUGGGGAAAUGAAGGUUAUAUUGAUGGUUUAGGAGAUGCGGUGGAACAGGGCCUCGUGAAAGCUGUUGGGGUGUCCAACUACAGUGAAAAGCGUCUUCGAGAUGCAUACACGCAGCUUAAAAAGAGGGGGAUCCCCCUAGCUUCGAACCAAGUAAAUUAUAGUUUGAUAUACAGGUUGCCGGAGGAGAAUGGGGUAAAAGCCGCCUGUGAUGAACUAGGGAUCACGUUAAUUGCAUAUUCGCCUAUUGCUCAAGGUGCUCUUACCGGAAAGUAUACUCCAGAAAACCCUCCAACUGGUCCUCGGGGACGGAUUUACACUCCUGAAUUUUUAACCCAAUUGCAGCCGCUGAUAAACCGAAUAAAGGGGAUAGGAGAGAGCUACAGCAGAACUCCAACACAGGUGGUCCUCAACUGGUUGAUCUCCCAGGAGAACGUCGUGCCCAUCCCAGGAGCCAAAAACGCGGAGCAGGCUACAGAGUUUGCUGGUGCGCUCGGCUGGAGAUUGACCAAGGAAGAAGUCGAGGAGCUUCGAUCUUUGGCAUCAGAUAUCAAGCCUGUUAUAGGUUUUCCUGUUGAAAAACUCUAAGUUAGGGCAACUUAAGCUGGUUGGUUUAUCUCUUUAUGGUCAUUUGUGGGUUCGAGUCACAAGGCGGGGUUUACCCCGUUCAUACCUUCGGGUAGUGCCUGUGGGCUUCUCCCGUUAUCCAAAAAAAUAUGUAUCUAAAUAUAUUUUGUAAAGUUUAUUUUUUUUUUGUAAAGCUUAGGGAACUUCUAUGUUGUUCCAUGGCAUCACAUAUCGCUAUCUUGUACUUUGGUAGAAUUGUACAUUUCACUUUUUUGGCAGAAGUAAGGAGGGUAUAAUUGGCUCUUUUUAAAA